UAGUGAAAAGUGUAGCUACCACCAGCAAAAUGCACCGAGAGAAUGGACAAAGGGCUGAUGAUGUGUACAUUAAUAUUGACACUGUAAAUGGUCAAUCUGGAAAAGAGAUUGCGGACUGUAACACAACGAGAAUCCAGUCCUCUGGACUCCCAGGAAGUGAUUGUGUGAAGAUGUUAAGCUUCAGAGCUGCUGAAGUGUGUUUGCUGCUGCUGUGUGUUCUUCUGCUGACAGCAAUCCUAGUGCUGUGUGUGCUCUUCACUCGAGAAAGACAACUACCCAACAAUAGCAACUUCACAGAAGACAGAGAUCAGCUACUAACCAAGAUGAUCGACCUAAUUCAACUAAACGUCCAGUUAGUUCAAGAGAAACAUGAACUGACAAAGUUUUUUCAAGAUGGAUGGACUUACUAUCAAUUCAGUCUUUAUUACGUUUCCACUGAGAUGAAGAACUGGACCGAGAGCAGAAGAUACUGUACAGAGAGAGGAGCAGAUCUAGUGAUCAUUAAUAACAGCCAAAAACAAGAUUUUGUAAAGAAAAUAUCCUGUGGAGCUCAAACCUGGAUUGGUCUGACUGACGAUGAUGUGAACGGCACAUGGACAUGGGUUGAUGGCAGCACACUGACCUCUGGGUUCUGGAGACCCGACGAGCCCAAUGGACAUUUAAGAGAGAACUGUACUGUCACUCAUUCAUCAGGGUGGGCUGAUUAUUCAUGUACUAUCUUGUUUAAAUGGAUCUGUGAGAAGAAACAUUUUAAAUGACUUUAUUAUAUGCAACACAUGUUUAUUUUAAGUGUAGACAUGCAUUUAGGAUCAUGACAUUUACAAUUUUUCUCUUACUUCCUUUAUAAUGUUAAGUCAUUUUUAAUUAAUAAAGUCUUGGAAUCAUU
This is a messenger RNA of Carassius carassius (crucian carp), 886 nucleotides long. Its product is annotated as CD209 antigen-like protein C. The record is from RefSeq and is a predicted model, not a curated record. The coding region runs from base 30 to 758 and encodes 242 amino acids. Lineage: Eukaryota; Metazoa; Chordata; Actinopteri; Cypriniformes; Cyprinidae. The transcript has 5 exons.